This is a messenger RNA of Lotus japonicus, 1434 nucleotides long. Its product is annotated as probable cinnamyl alcohol dehydrogenase 6. Lineage: Eukaryota; Viridiplantae; Streptophyta; Magnoliopsida; Fabales; Fabaceae. The record is from RefSeq and is a predicted model, not a curated record. Gene Ontology annotation, biological process: lignin biosynthetic process. The transcript has 6 exons. Bases 86 to 1165 code for a protein of 359 amino acids. Gene Ontology annotation, molecular function: zinc ion binding; cinnamyl-alcohol dehydrogenase activity.
ACUCACUUUGCUCCAACCCAGCCUAAUCCUACAUAUCGAGAAAUUGUUGUUUGUGCAAUAACUAUUCUAUCAGCCACUCUGCAUCAUGGCUCAGACUACACCAAAUCACACACAAACCGUGUCUGGUUGGGCAGCUCAUGAUACUUCUGGCAAGAUUACUCCAUUCACAUUCAAAAGAAGGGAGAACGGGGUUAACGAUGUGACCUUCAAGAUCUUGUACUGUGGGAUUUGCCACACUGACCUCCACUAUGCCAAAAAUGAAUGGGGUAUCACUAAUUACCCUGUUGUACCCGGGCACGAGAUGAUUGGGGUGAUAACCAAGGUGGGAAGUGCUGUGAAGGGGUUCAAGGAAGGAGACAGAGUAGGGGUGGGGUGUUUGGCAGCAACUUGUUUGGAUUGUGAGCACUGCAACGAUGACCAAGAGAAUUACUGUGAAAAGUUGCAGUUUAGUUACAAUGGAGUUUUCUGGGAUGGCAGCAUCACCUAUGGUGGUUACUCCUCCAUGAUGGUUGCAGAUUACAGGUAUGUGGUACACAUUCCGGAAAACCUGCCAAUGGACGCAGCAGCUCCUCUACUGUGCGCAGGAAUAACAGUGUUUAGUCCCUUGAAAGACCAUGACUUGGUAUCAUCACCAGGGAAAAAGAUUGGGGUGGUUGGUUUGGGAGGCCUUGGACACAUAGCCGUCAAAUUUGGAAAAGCAUUUGGCCACCAUGUUACUGUCAUCAGCACUUCUCCUUCCAAAGAAGCUGAAGCUAAGCAGCGUUUGGGUGCUGAUGAUUUCAUACUCAGCACCAACCAACAACACUUGCAGAGUGCAAGGAGAAGCCUUGAUUUCGUUUUGGACACUGUAUCAGCAGAGCAUUCUCUGUUGCCUCUAUUGGAAUUGCUCAAAGUGAACGGGACUUUGUUUAUUGUGGGUGCACCGGACAAGCCACUUCAGUUACCUGCUUUCCCAUUGAUAUUUGGGAAGAGAUCAGUGAAAGGUGGCAUCAUCGGAGGAAUUAAAGAGACGCAGGAAAUGUUGGAUGUUUGUGGGAAGCACAAUAUAACAUGUGACAUUGAGUUGAUCACACCAGAUAGAAUCAAUGAGGCUAUGGAGCGUCUUGCUAAGAAUGAUGUCCGCUACCGUUUUGUCAUUGACAUUGCCGGCAGCUCAAAUAAUUGAUAAGACUAGUUGUCCCACCCCUACCAAUGUUUACGGUUUUAGACUAGCUACUAGUUUUGUUGUUGAGAAUGUGAAUCUAAUCUUUGUUAGAGUUUAUAUGGUUUAGUGCAUGUUUGGGAUUCCGUUGGAAACGUGGUGUUUGAAUUAACGUGAUUUCAGGCAACGUGAUUUUAGUAUUAAUGUGUUUGAAUAAACAUGAUUUAUGUUUGGAUGAUUUGUAACAAACGUGAUUGUGAAAAAAUGAAUAUUGUUUGGAUGAAUGAAUCAAA